AUGCUUGUUCAAAUUCUCAUGAGCCCUGUGGCAAUUGCGGCCUUGACUAUAGUCCCAGGGCUGUUGUUGGCGAUCGCGCUUAUUGAGGGGGCAUUCCCAGGACGACUUCCACCAGCAUUAGUUGAUAUUCUCUCGAACAUUCUGAAUGCCUAUUUGGCAUGGCGUUACCCGAUACAAUCAGUCACCGAAAAGGUCUCCCUCCCUUCAUGUCCGUAUCGCUGGCCAAACGGACAAGGAGACAAAGCGAAAUUCUUUGAUGGAAUUCAGAAUAGUCAAAAAUGGGAAAGUGAUUACGGGCCGGUUUAUCGUAUUUGGAGUGGGAUGAAGCCCGAGAUUGUCCUCACUCGCCCUGACCAACUACAGUCCAUCUUUUUUGACUCUGACCAGCAUGCCAAGGCCAUCAACAACGACUCGGGUUAUCUUCUAGGACAAUUGCUCGGAAGAUGCGUUGGAUUAAUCAGUCCUCCUCAGUGGCAAGCUGUCCGUGCCGUAAUGGAGGCCCCAUUUCGCCAACGGGCCUGCCAAAACAAGGCAGGCCAGAUUCAUGACAUGGUAAAUUCUUUUUUGGAAACCUCGUAUCAAGGUGGACCCCUCUCUACGGGAACCCUACAUCCGGCUCGUGACCUCAAGAUGCUUCCCUUCUGGAUCGUGUGCGACUUAUUCUACGGCCAGCUCCCUACACACUUUACUGAGGAGUUGAAAGGUCUUAUCACAAUAAGAGAGAGUCUGAUGAAACACGCAAUGAGCGGGGGCAUUGUACAAUUCAGUUUGUCACGAAUGUUUCCCACGCAAGCUAAUCGAGAUUUAAGGGUUUUCAAGAGCCAAUGGCGCCGUUUGAACUCCGAGGUUGUGGGAUACUGGCGAUCUCGUAAAUGUGCUGCACCCAUCGUGGACAUGUAUGAUGCAAUGUACACAGGGAGGGUUAGUGAGGAAGAGGUUCUCCAAACGCUCGACGAAGCUAUAUUUGCCAAUCUCGACGUCACUACGGGGGGCUUAUCGUGGAACCCAGUCUUCUUGGCCGCGUAUCCUGAGUGCCAGGAAAAGCUGCGUCAGGAAAUCAAGCAAGCCCAGAAGGACGGAAGAAUGGAUCAGUACCUGCAGAGCGCAUCUACCUAUCUCCAAGCCUGCAUACUGGAGUCUAGUCGCUUGAAGCCCCUUGCGGCAUUCUCUGUCCCUCAAUCGGCACCGACAGAUCGUGUGGUCUCCGGAUAUAAGAUCCCCGCGAACACCAACUUUGUAGUCGAUGCCUACGCACUGAACAUCCGAAGUGAUCACUGGGGUCCAGAUAACGAUACAUAUCGUCCAGAACGCUUCCUCGCUCGGGACAAUGUAAAGUUAAGAUACCUGUUCUGGAGGUUUGGCUUUGGCCCAAGACAGUGCAUGGGCAAGUAUGCCACAGAUAUUAUUAUCCGAGCCACUGUUGUCAACCUCGUCCAGAACUACAAUCUGCGCUUGCUGAAUAAGACUAUCUGGUCCCGAGACAAGAGUUGCUGGAUCACUCACCCUGAUUUUGAAAUUUGCUGCGAGAGGAUAAAGCGAGAGACACUACCGGUAUCUUUGAGCGUUGCAGCUGACGGGGCGACGAAGUGA
Messenger RNA from Penicillium cataractarum, 1590 nucleotides. It is a transcript of the gene gliC, whose product is annotated as cytochrome P450 monooxygenase gliC. The transcript is spliced from 4 exons. Lineage: Eukaryota; Fungi; Ascomycota; Eurotiomycetes; Eurotiales; Aspergillaceae. Gene Ontology annotation, molecular function: monooxygenase activity; iron ion binding; oxidoreductase activity, acting on paired donors, with incorporation or reduction of molecular oxygen. The record is from RefSeq and is a predicted model, not a curated record. Bases 1 to 1590 code for a protein of 529 amino acids.